CAAGGCGAACUGUCAACAAGUAACUGCCGUUACUAAUAAAAUAGAAGAGUUAAGCUACUCCACGCACAUUUUCGGCCGAGACAUUUAUGUGUUAUUGAGACUGCUGACGAGCAAGAAGUAUUUAAUCGCGUUCAGAAAUACACACAGCGGAGUCAAGAAAACGGCGAUGAAUAAGUACACUUCACAUAUUGAUGCACAUCUUGAAAUAAAAAAGAAGAAUUUUUCGGAAAUGAUGGAUAAAAUUUUUGCGCAGAACAAACAUAAAUUCCUUACUAACAUUAAAGAAUGGAAAAAUGUUCUGUCUAAGCUGAAGUUGCUCAAUAUUAUAGUAAUAUCUGCGAUACAUUUGGGUGCAUUAUACAGUCUCUUUUCUCUCGACUUAACAAUAAAUAUAAAGACGAUCCUUUGGUGCCUCUUCAUUUGCUUAGUUCAAGCGAUAGGUGUCACCGCUGGCGCUCAUCGUUUAUGGACUCAUCGAACUUAUAAGGCGAAACUCCCACUCAAAAUUAUACUUCUCAUUUGCUACGCCGUAGGCAAUCAGAUACCUCUUCACUCUUGGGUGCGGGAUCAUAGGAUACAUCACAAAUGUAUGGACACGGAUGCGGAUCCCCACAACAGCAAUCGAGGAUUCUUCUUUUCUCAUGUCGGGUGGCUAUUGGUAAAAAAAAAAUCGGAAGUUAUUAAUGAAGGUCGGCAAAUUGAUCUAACCGAUCUUGAUACGGAUCCUAUCCUCGUGUUCUAUGAUAAGUAUUUCUGGAUAUUUUCCACAACUUUCUGCCACAUAAUACCGAUCACGAUUCCCGUUUACAUGUGGCACGAAGCCUGGACUAAUUCGAUCAAAAUAGAUCUGUUUCGCAUCGCAUUUGGUUUGAACGCCGUGUGGAGUGUCAAUAGUUUUGCUCACAUGUGGGGCACAAAACCGUACAACAUGAACAUAAACCCGACGGAUAACAGCGUGGUAUCAUUUUUUUCUUACGGCGAGGGCUGGCACAAU
This is a messenger RNA of Dinoponera quadriceps, 994 nucleotides long. RefSeq names its product acyl-CoA Delta(11) desaturase-like. Gene Ontology annotation, cellular component: endoplasmic reticulum membrane. Gene Ontology annotation, biological process: unsaturated fatty acid biosynthetic process. The annotation marks the transcript as partial. The transcript is spliced from 6 exons. The record is from RefSeq and is a predicted model, not a curated record. Gene Ontology annotation, molecular function: stearoyl-CoA 9-desaturase activity; iron ion binding. NCBI's taxonomy places the organism in Eukaryota, Metazoa, Arthropoda, Insecta, Hymenoptera, Formicidae.